This is a messenger RNA of Candoia aspera, 1306 nucleotides long. Its product is annotated as 2'-5'-oligoadenylate synthase 1-like. Lineage: Eukaryota; Metazoa; Chordata; Lepidosauria; Squamata; Candoiidae. Gene Ontology annotation, cellular component: nucleoplasm; cytosol; membrane. The record is from RefSeq and is a predicted model, not a curated record. The transcript has 7 exons. Gene Ontology annotation, biological process: regulation of ribonuclease activity. Bases 1 to 870 code for a protein of 289 amino acids. Gene Ontology annotation, molecular function: 2'-5'-oligoadenylate synthetase activity; double-stranded RNA binding.
AUGUCCAUAAAGACACAUAGACACAUGGGUGGUUCAUAUAUAAAAGGAACAGAUACCCAAGACUUUUCUGAUGUGGACAUAGUUCUUUUUAGCAAAGCUUUUGCCAGUUUAGAAGACUGCCAAAGGACAACUCCAGAGGUACUAGAAGAGUUAGGAAAUGCCCUGAUAAAAUCCUCAUGGACAAACAGGUUAGUCAUGCAGAAACGGACAAAAUUUUCCCUAAGGUUCUAUUUUCAGUGUUAUAAAAAUCACCAUGGCCACUCAUUUGACAUCAUGCCUUGCUAUGACAUGCUUGCAUCUAUGUUAUCAACAGGUUUAAAAGAGAGCUUUUACCACAAGCUGUACCUUUGCAGUGAUGAUGAUAAGAUCCAGCUGUAUACCAUGGCCUUAUUGAAGUACCAAGUUGAAUUUGUCAAAGCAUCAACAGAGAGAGUGAAGGACUUCAUACGUUUAAUGAAGCACUGGUUCAAAACUUCAUUUGCUGAACCAACCAAAGAAAAUAAGUUUCGCAGGCUUCCCUCCUCCUAUACAAUUGAACUGAUCACCAUUUAUGUCUGGGAGCUGGCUGGAAAGCCCAUCUUUUUCAGCUUUGUACAGGGAAUGAGAGCUGUUCUGAAGCUUUUGACUCAGUAUCAAGUGAUAUGUAUCACAUGGCACAAACAUUACAGACCAAAUUUUCCAAUUUUCCAGAAGAUGUUUUUGAAGCAAAGCAGGCCAUUUGUGCUGGAUCCUGUUAACCCAACCUUCAACUUGUGUGAAAAUAGCAAUGCUUGGGAUGAAGUAGCCCAUGUGGCCAGACAGAGUCUCCUCAAGCCCCUCUUCAAUGGCAUAGCAGCAAGGGAGCCUUGGCUUUUUUCAAGCAACUGGUGAACUCAAAUAACAACAGUGGAACCUAUAAUUAGGUGGGAUUGUCUGGACUGUGCUUGAUAAACAAUAUAUUGUGAUAGUGGAGAGGUGAAGAGCUAAUCAGCCAAGAUUACUGCUAAAUCAUAUGCUAAGCCAUGCACUUGAGUAUUAUUCUGACACUUCCAGCAUUGAUUUGGCAUUGUGUUGAUGUAGCACAAAGGUGUUUCUGCUGCUAGGUAUCUACAAAGCCUGUUUUAGUGUUGGAACUUUGAAUAAGAUGUGUAGUUAUUUCAGUUGCUGUUCAGAGAUAUUGCUUUCUUUUUCUGAUUUGAAGAGGAAAGCAAUAUAGUCUAGCAAAACAACGCAGUCAUUUGAUUCCCUAUUCAGAGGCAACAAGUCUGACAUGUUAGUUGCCUAACUAGUAAAUUAGACCAAAGUUGGCUUCUUUCACCUAUCUGAG